AGCCGCACAACAUACAGCGCCAGUCGUCUAUCUUCCUCUUUCUUCAGGCCCUGUUUGUAGCCACGUGAUGUUGCGUCAACACAUGUUACCGACCUUGAACCAAGCCACGCGGGGAGACGGAGGCCGUGCAACGACGUUGUCGUCGUCUUCGACCAGCUGGCCCUCGGUCCAGAUCGCCGACCGGGCAUUUACGCAACACGGUAACGCGCAGCUCGCCAGGCGGUUUCCCUAGCGGUAUGCCUGUCUGCCUCGGCUGCGUAAAAGAGUUGCUUGCUAGGGAAAAGAAAAAGUGUAAACAAGCAAAAAGGAAGUCGGGACGGGCGUAGCGACCGCGCAUGCCUCGUCGAAGGACGAGUGCGCGUGGUCACUUGACGUCGCCGAAGCCGUCGAAGACCUGCGGCGUCAUGGGCUUCGUUGGAACCAAGCACGUGCUGGCCGUGAUGGUGGCUUGCUUCGCGGCUCACGUUUGGAUCCAGGGCUCGUCGGCCAUCGACAGCGUGGACCCGGACAUAUCCCGAAAUGUGUCGCAGAUCAUCGCCGACAAGGGCUAUCCCGUGGAGGAGUACGAAGUGGAGACGAGAGACGGCUUCGUGCUCUCGAUGCAGCGGCUGCCGAGGGGAGUCAAGCCGGCACCCAAGAAGCCAGCUGGAGCCAAGAAGGUCGUCUUCCUGCUGCACUACUUGCUGGGCUCGUCCGCUGACUGGGUCAUCAACUACCCGGAACAGAGCCUGCCUUACCUGCUGGCUGAUGCCGGAUACGAUGUGUGGCUCGGCAACGUGCGAGGCAACACCUACUCCCGGCACCUGCGUUACAAGAGAUACCAGAAAGAAUUCUGGGACUUCUGCUUCGACGAGAUGAUUUCGUACGACCUGCCGGCUAUGCUGGACUUCGUGCUGAACGCCACCGGAGAGCAGAAACUGUUCUACGUCGGGCACUCUCAGGGUUGCCUCGUACUGUUCGGACUGCUGGCCGAAAGACCCGAGUACAACGACAAGAUUGAACUGUUCGCUGCCAUGGCGCCGGUGACCACGGUGACGUACAUGAGGUCCCCCAUACGGCACCUGGCGCCAUUUGUGGAGAGUGCAGGGGCCCUGUUUGCCCUGUUCGUCGAGUACGACUUCCUGCCCAGCAGUCCGCUGAUGAGGCUCGUUGCCGGAACUCUGUGCCAGUUCGAGGAGUCGCGCAGUCUGUGCGAGAACGCCAUCUUCUUUAUUUGCGGACCAGAGGGCCCACAACUCAACAAGACUCGACUUCCCGUUCUCGUGAGCCACACUCCGGCUGGAACAUCGGUGAGAAAUAUGGCACACUACGCUCAGUUAGUGUUGAGUGAAAAGUUCCAGAAAUUCGACUUCGGCAGGACAAGGAAUCGAGCCCUGUAUGGACAGGCCGAGCCUCCCGAGUACAACCUGACGCGGGUGACGGCGCCCGUGGCGCUCUACUGGAGCGUCGGCGACUGGCUGGCCGACCCAAAGGACGUGUCGCAGCUGCGCGACAAGUUGCCCCGACUCGUGCUCGACUUCCGCGUGCGAGACCGCUCCUUCACGCACCUGGACUUCAGCGUGGGCGUCGGGGCACGCCACCUCGUGUACGAACCACUCAUGAAGGCCAUGGCCAGCGUGCGGGCCUUGGUCAACCACUUCUACCCGGACUCGUGAAGGGCAUUGCUUUACGAAUCGAGCCACACACGCGCGUGCUGCGGAAACAUUCGCAUACUGCAAAAGUCGUUCACUCAUGGGACAUGUACAAAGACCAAAGCAUAUAAAUAUAUUCCUGAACG
Molecule: messenger RNA, 1777 nt
Organism: Rhipicephalus microplus (southern cattle tick)
Lineage: Eukaryota; Metazoa; Arthropoda; Arachnida; Ixodida; Ixodidae
Biological process (GO): lipid metabolic process
Source: RefSeq, a predicted model, not a curated record